Eucalyptus grandis is the source of this 1188-nucleotide messenger RNA. RefSeq names its product protein terminal ear1 homolog. Bases 1 to 1188 code for a protein of 395 amino acids. The record is from RefSeq and is a predicted model, not a curated record. The transcript is spliced from 4 exons. NCBI's taxonomy places the organism in Eukaryota, Viridiplantae, Streptophyta, Magnoliopsida, Myrtales, Myrtaceae. Gene Ontology annotation, molecular function: nucleic acid binding.
AUGGCCAUUUCCACAAUCCUGAACCCUGAAGCUCGAGAGUUCAUCCCCCAGAACAGCUCCCUUCUUCUCCAAUCUCACCCUCCUCCUCCCUUCGCUUACACCAACCUCAUCCUCCCUCCCUCGACCCCCAUGAUCAGCUUCUACAACUCAACGCCACCCCCUUCGCCGUACUUCGCCACCACCACCCACUGCUGCUACCAGUACCAAUACUACUCCACCCUCCCUCGACCCCUCUUAGGCCCUGAAACGCGCCGUUUCUCCGCCAACUACUCCGGCGUCCAUCUACCGCCGACACCGCCGCCGCCGCAAUCAAACCCUUCCAAGCGAUGGAACCGCGCCCAAAUCAGCGUGGAGCUGGAGCCGGGACUAGGCGACCAGAAGCUGGCCGCGGGCCACCAUCCCAGAUGCGGCGGACGGGGGAGGGGGCCCGGCAGUGGCCGGCGCUCUCCGCCGUGGCGCCGCGGCGGUAGCGGCGGAGUUGGACGAGGAGGGAAUUUGGGGUAUCGCGGGAGGCGAUCGGCGUGGAAGGAGGAGCUCUUGUCGUUGGGCGUCGUUAACAACAGCAGUAGCGAAGAGGAGUACUGUUGCAGCGUGGACACGACGACCAAUAUUCACAAGUACCCGAGGAUCGUGGAGCCCCGAGAGAUGGUGGGGAAGAAAAAGAAGCCGGUGGUGCCGGUCGACGAGGGCGGCGAUCGCACCACCGUCAUGAUCAGGAACAUCCCCAACAAGUACACUCGCGAAUUGCUGAUCGAUUUCUUGGACAAGCACUGCCAAAUGGAGAACCAGAAGGCGGAGGGCGAGGACGACGGUGCUAUCAUUUCCGCUUACGAUUUUGUCUACUUGCCUCUUGAUCUCAGGAGGAAGGCAAAUCUGGGGUACGCGUUCGUGAACUUCACCAGUCCGAGAGCGGUGUGGAAGUUCAAAGUCGCCACCAAUAACCAAAGGUGGGAGCUAUUCUACUCCAGCAAGAUUCGUCAGAUCGCGACCGCCAAAUACCAGGGGAAAGAGGCGCUAAUGCGGCACUUCGAGAACACAGUGUUUGCUUGCGACUCCGACGACUUCCUGCCCAUCACGUUCAGGCCACCACGCAAUGGGUCGGGCGAGGCGGUGACCCAAGAGGUCGUAGGCGGGCGCAUUGCUCCUAGACGCGUCGAGGCGCAGCUCAAUAAGGCGGACCGUCUCUAA